Molecule: messenger RNA, 1440 nt
Organism: Lachancea thermotolerans CBS 6340
Lineage: Eukaryota; Fungi; Ascomycota; Saccharomycetes; Saccharomycetales; Saccharomycetaceae
Gene: RPN4
Product: stress-regulated transcription factor RPN4
Exons: 1
Coding region: 1-1440 (479 amino acids)
Biological process (GO): regulation of transcription by RNA polymerase II
Cellular component (GO): nucleus
Source: RefSeq, a predicted model, not a curated record
AUGACAACAACAACAGAGCUAAAUCCUCUCACCAGGACUCUCACGGAUGUGCUGGACGACGAGUUGUACCACAUCGCCAACAGGGGGCAGGAGUGCGUACAAACACCCAAAGGCUGGAAAAACCGUUCGUUAGAGAAUUUGAUGUAUGCCCCAGACCAGAGCACAGCGUUCGGCACAGGCGUCACGUUCGAUGCGGACCAUGAGUUCAAGGACUCAAUGUUCAGCAAGUAUGCAGACCCCUCUUUGACUACGAUGUCGCUCGACAAGCCGGUGGACAGUCGGAAAACUUCGCCAGCAUCACUAACGCCCGUACAGGCGACUGUAUCGCUCAACAACGUCAUGAACGUUAACCCCUUCCUGGCGCGGCUACCCAGCAACGGUCAGGAUGUCCGGAUCUCGUCGCCUGCACUGUUUCAGGGCGAGGAUGAGGAUAUGCUAAACUCAGGUGAGAGCUUCCCUCCAGACUACUACUACGAGGACAACCAGAAGCUGUUCAGCUGGCCGCUCCAAGAAUCUGCUACAAUGUCCCAGGACGCCAUGUCUAUCUUCGACCGCGAAUUUGAUGACGACCUGAGCGAAGACGAAGACGAAGACGAGGACGAAGAGCUGGAGGCUGGGGACGACCAAGAUCAACCCAAGCUGGAGGCUGGAAGCGAGUACCAACUUAAUGACGACGAUUCUCUGAUUUUUGACAGGGUGAGGCCUGGCGCCAGUUUUGUGGAUGACGACCGCAAUGAUUUUGCAGUCGUAGACGACGAAGACGAUGAAGACGACGAAGAGAUUGGCUUUCACAACGAGCUCCAAUCAGCGGGCUGCACUGAAGGUAAGCACGGCGAGCAAGAUACUUUUGAUGAGGACGUACUAUACGACCGCAACAACAGAAAAAGUAGUGUGGUUUGCUCGGGCGAGCAAUAUACGACAGCACCAUCGAGCACGCGGAUCUCACGUGAAAGCUCACCCGAAGAUACCUUUACAGAAGCCAAGUGCGUCACGCCAAGUCCAAGCUCUCUUUCAUCCACACCAUCCUUUACUCGGAAGAAGAAAUACCCGUCCCGAAGAAAGUCUUCGAACGCCACCCCUUCUGCUCCGGCUAUUAAGAAGAGGAUUUCUCCCCUUCCCUCAGUCACAUCCUCGCCGGGAAGCGGCCAAGAGGUCCACACUUGCACAUUGGUAAACCCCAUCACAAACGAGCCAUGCUCUAAGAAGUUUUCCAGGCCUUAUGAUCUUAUAAGGCACCAAAAGACGAUACACGCCAGCAAAAAGAAAGUCUUCCGCUGUGUCAUAUGCAUUCAGCAACAGGGUACAGAAGGAUAUCAGAAGACUUUUUCAAGAGGCGACGCUUUGAGCCGACAUGUCAAGGUUAAACACGAGCUGACAGGUGCGGAGGCUCAAAAAGCGAUUCAGUUUGCCAAGGAAAACGUUGAAUUUGCUGGUGCCUAA